AUGAUGGAGAAACAACAACUUGAAACAAUGCUUUUUAUUGAAAAAUUUUAUUAUUCAAAUAAAUCUAUUAAAUCUCAUCCAAAACGACGAAUAAUUGCUGAUUGUUUAAAUAAAUUAACUGAAGAUGAACGAAUAUCUGAUGAUGUAUUUGCAUUAACAAUGAAUAUAUUCGAUCGUUUUAUUUCUCAAACAUCUUUAAAAAUAAUCGAAGAACGUUAUUGUAAAUUAAUAGCUUUAUCUUGUUAUAAUCUAUCAAAAAAAUUACGUACAAAUAUUUUAAUUAAUAAUGAAAAUGAACAAAUCUCAUCGAUAUUUUCAAAUGAAAAUUACAGUGCUGAAGAAAUAUUUAAUACGGAAGAAAUAAUUUGCAGUACACUUGAUUGGGAUUUAGCUAAUUUUGUUCCACAUGAUUAUAUAAAAUAUUUUUUAUCACAUGAUAAUCAAACACAAAUUCAUAUACAUGUUCAUAUACUUUUAUCAAUUGCAAUAUGUGAAUUAAAUACAUUAACAAUAUUACCUAGUCUUCUUGCAUGUGCAUGUAUAAAAGCAGCAAUAAAAGGUCUUUCAUUCAAAAAUAUUCAUUAUAUUGAUGAAUUAAUAUUAAAUACACUUCACUAUGAAGAAAUUGAACUUAUUCAUACACAAUAUCGAAUUGAACAAUUAUUUCAAUCAUGUUUACAAAAUAUUACACCAUCACCAAGACGUCCAUGUUUAGCACUAAUUGAUACAAGUCCACAACAACGAACAAAAGUUAAAUAA
Molecule: messenger RNA, 759 nt
Organism: Adineta steineri
Lineage: Eukaryota; Metazoa; Rotifera; Eurotatoria; Adinetida; Adinetidae
Source: the annotation of a GenBank genome assembly